Molecule: messenger RNA, 378 nt
Organism: Durusdinium trenchii
Lineage: Eukaryota; Dinophyceae; Suessiales; Symbiodiniaceae
Source: the annotation of a GenBank genome assembly
AUGAGGUUUCUUUUUGCCUUAUGUCACAAUGUCUUUUGUUUUUUUUGGGGGAUGUUGGACGCUGGACUACCAAAGAUCCUCCUUAUGAGAGCAUCAUCGGGCAUGAGAGCGCACGCUCUUUGGCACACGGUCAUUCCAGGAGGCGUAAAGCAAGAGCCGCAUCGUGAAUUGUACUUGAGAUUUGUAGCGCACCAAGAUCAUCGAGGAUCGCAGGACAGCAUCAUGACCAUUGGGGGACGACCGGACGGCGCGCAGAACGGACGCUGGGUCGACCACUGGCAACGAGGUGCACAGGCGGACGACGAGGUGCACACAGGAACCAAGUACCUGGACACAGCUGGACACAUGGAGGACUGGCAGGACAUGGUGCUUGGAUAG